Armigeres subalbatus is the source of this 1098-nucleotide messenger RNA. Its product is annotated as lipopolysaccharide-induced tumor necrosis factor-alpha factor homolog. The transcript has 4 exons. The record is from RefSeq and is a predicted model, not a curated record. Bases 276 to 719 code for a protein of 147 amino acids. Lineage: Eukaryota; Metazoa; Arthropoda; Insecta; Diptera; Culicidae. Gene Ontology annotation, molecular function: zinc ion binding.
AGCUGCGCGACGACGCGACGCGGCGGUAGGAAAACACAAACAUUUUCGCUCUAUUUUGAGCACAACCGGCUGGCAAGGCCCCUUCAGUGUGCUUUAGUCGUUCAGCGGAAUCGGAUCCCUCGGUUAGUUCGUUCGUCGCAAACGUCGCAUUGAAGUUACCGUCCCUGUUAGUCAGAGUUGUGCGUUUCCACUUGGGGAGAAAUUUUCCGUUCAUUGAUCCGGCGGAACACGUUUGCGGUUACCAAGAAAAUACAGCACUGAAAGUAAAAAACAAAAUGGAAAACAAAGGCCAACCGUACCCGCCGCAUGAGCCCGGAUUUAUCCCGGUUCCCAAUCAACAGCCACCGCCACCGGCCGGUUAUCCGCAUCCACCGUACCAGCAGAGUUAUGACCAUCCUCCUCCACCACCGCCGUACGACGCCAAUGCCAAUAUGAUUCCGCCCAGUGGCGCACAUCCACAACCCACCUAUGUUCACACUAUUGUCUCAUCACCCCAGGUUGGUCCCGAUCCGGCUUCAAUCACCUGCCCCUCCUGCCAGAAGCACAUCGUCACCCGCCUGGACUACGAAACAUCGACCAAAACUCACAUCUUCGCCGGAUUGCUGUGUCUCUUUGUCUGCUGGCCCUGCUUCUGGAUUCCCUAUGUGAUAGAUUCGUGCAAGAAUGCCAACCACUACUGCCCGAACUGUGGCGCCUACGUUGGAACUUAUCGAGGAUAACUUUCGAACCAUCAGCCGGGUUGAUGACUGACCACUAUUAGUACCACUGCGUAUGGCAGCAAUUAUUGUUGAUUAUGCAAUCAGAGGUGAUUGUUCAGUGAUGAUAGAGAUGUACGGUAUAUACUAUUAGCAAGGUAUUGAAUGCAAUUUGAUAGGAGUUGUGUUGUUUUAUAAUAGCUAGGAAGAUGCAUUUAUGCGAAGAAAACGAACAAGUGUAAUGAUCUUGGAAGUGCGUAUCAAAUUUGAGAAACUGUAUAGUGUAGUGUAACAAACUGUAACCAAACAAUUUCACAUGUGGACCACUUGAUAACUGUGUUAUGAAUGUACUAUGUAGAUAAUUUGGUAAAUAAAAGGCCAUAUUUAUAUCAUUUAAAAGAAA